Messenger RNA from Penicillium mononematosum, 1188 nucleotides. RefSeq lists its product as uncharacterized. The transcript has 3 exons. Gene Ontology annotation, cellular component: membrane. Gene Ontology annotation, biological process: transmembrane transport. Bases 1 to 1188 code for a protein of 395 amino acids. The record is from RefSeq and is a predicted model, not a curated record. Gene Ontology annotation, molecular function: transmembrane transporter activity. Lineage: Eukaryota; Fungi; Ascomycota; Eurotiomycetes; Eurotiales; Aspergillaceae.
AUGGCCAAACCCGUUCCUCUUAUCCCAGAGAAGAAGAUUACCGAUGACCCGAUGAUAGAAGCAGAUUCCGAACCGGUAGCUGGCGCCAUGGAUGACCUUGACCUUGAGCAGAUGGGCUACGUGCCUCAGAUGAAACGAGAGUUUAGUCUGAUACAGUUGAUCGGCAGCGCAUAUACUCUGACAAACUCAUGGUUGGGCGUGGCUGGAGCAUUUACUACGGGAAUCACCGCAGCGGGCUCUGCUGGAAUCAUUUACGGUCUGAUCCUGAUGUUUAUCCUCAACCUCUUUGUCGGAAUCUCGUUGAGUGAAUUAAUCAGCGCGAUGCCCAAUUCCGGAGGACAAUACUAUUGGGCAAUGAGACUGGCACCGCGCAAGUAUGCCCGGUCAUUUGCCUACAUUACAGGCGUAUGCAAUUUAUUUGCCGCAUAUUGCACGACAGCGAGUUCAUCAAUCGCUGUCAGUAUGUUUAUCUUUGGAUCCGUUAAACUGGCUGUACCGGCCUUUGCACUUUCUGCGUGGCGUGUUUAUCUUGGAGCUGUUGCCCUUAACCUUGUUGCCGGCUUGGUAAACAUAUGGGAGAAGGCUGUCACCAAGAGCGUUCUUGUAGGACUUGUCAUCAGUCUUCUGACCUGCGUUCUCAUCACAAUUGUCCUUCCUGCCACUGCGGUUGCUCAUACUGAUGCCAAAUUCAUAUUCGGCACCUUAGAUCGAAGCAAUGGCUGGUCUUCUGAUGGCAUGGCAUUUAUUGUGGGGUUGAUCAACGCCAAUUUCUCAUUCGCUGUACUUGAUAGUGCGGCACAUCUCGCAGAGGAAACACCGGAUCCUGCACGAAAUGUCCCCAAGGCAAUCAUGAUGACAGUCAUUAUAGGAUUCUUGACUGCCUUUCCGUUUGCCUGUGUCUUAAUGUACUGUCUAACCGACUUUGAGAGCGUCGUCAAUAGCCCGACCAAUGUUCCCAUUCUUCAGCUUUUCUACGUUACGUAUGGGAACCGCCAGUCAGCGGCAUUGACAACCAUGGCGUUUGUGACCAUCUCUUACAUUUGCUCCUCUUUCCGCAGCAUGCCUACCAAGCUCGAAUGUGUUGGGCUUUCUGUCGGGAUAAUGGGAUGCCUUUUUCAAAAUACUGGUCCCAUAUUGACCCUUCAACACACGUUCCACUCCGAGCUCACAUACUUUCCGUGUGCAUAG